This is a messenger RNA of Lolium rigidum, 1464 nucleotides long. Its product is annotated as UTP--glucose-1-phosphate uridylyltransferase-like. Bases 1 to 1404 code for a protein of 467 amino acids. NCBI's taxonomy places the organism in Eukaryota, Viridiplantae, Streptophyta, Magnoliopsida, Poales, Poaceae. Gene Ontology annotation, cellular component: cytoplasm. Gene Ontology annotation, molecular function: UTP:glucose-1-phosphate uridylyltransferase activity. Gene Ontology annotation, biological process: glycogen metabolic process; UDP-alpha-D-glucose metabolic process. The record is from RefSeq and is a predicted model, not a curated record. The transcript has 21 exons.
AUGGCGGACGAGAAGCUUGCCAAGCUGCGCGAGGCCGUCGCCGGCCUCGGCCAGAUCAGCGACAACGAGAAGUCCGGGUUCAUCAGCCUCGUCUCCCGCUACCUCAGUGGCGACGAGGAGCACAUCGAGUGGCCCAAGAUCCACACCCCCACCGACGAGGUGGUGGUGCCCUACGACACCAUCGACGCCCCGCCCGAAGACCUGGAGGCGACAAAGGCGCUGCUCAACAAGCUCGCCGUGCUCAAGCUCAACGGUGGACUCGGGACCACCAUGGGAUGCACAGGACCAAAGUCGGUCAUCGAGGUGCGAAACGGGUUCACCUUCCUCGACCUGAUCGUUCUCCAGAUCGAGUCCCUCAACAAGAAGUACGGCAGCAACGUGCCGCUGCUUCUGAUGAACUCCUUCAACACCCAUGACGACACCUUGAAGAUUGUCGAGAAAUACGCCAACUCAAGCAUCGACAUCCACACGUUCAAUCAGAGCCAGUAUCCUCGCGUGGUAGCUGACGAGUUCUUGCCAUGGCCUUCCAAGGGGAAGACUGACAAGGAUGGCUGGUAUCCUCCUGGGCAUGGUGAUAUCUUCCCAUCCCUGAUGAACAGCGGCAAGCUCGAUCUACUUCUCUCACAGGGAAAAGAGUAUGUGUUCAUCGCAAACUCAGAUAACUUGGGUGCUAUAGUGGACAUGAAGAUACUGAACCAUUUGAUCCACAAGCAGAAUGAGUACUGUAUGGAGGUUACCCCGAAAACUUUGGCCGAUGUGAAAGGCGGCACACUGAUCUCCUACGAAGGAAGGGUUCAGCUUCUCGAGAUUGCACAAGUUCCUGAUGCACAUGUGGAUGAGUUCAAAUCAAUUGAGAAAUUCAAGAUCUUCAACACCAACAAUCUAUGGGUGAACUUGAAGGCUAUCAAACGCCUUGUCGAGGCUGAUGCACUCAAGAUGGAGAUCAUUCCAAACCCUAAGGAAGUUGAAGGCGUGAAAGUUCUUCAGUUGGAAACAGCAGCUGGUGCCGCAAUCAGGUUCUUUGACCACGCCAUUGGUAUGAAUGUUCCAAGGUCCCGGUUCCUACCAGUAAAGGCGACAUCAGAUUUGCAGCUAGUACAGUCUGAUCUGUACACCUUGGUUGAUGGCUUCGUUACACGGAAUUCAGCUAGAACAGAUCCAUCAAAUCCCUCGAUUGAGCUAGGCCCUGAGUUCAAGAAGGUUGGGAGCUUCCUCGGUCGCUUCAAAUCGAUUCCAAGUAUUGUUGAGCUCGACAGCUUGAAGGUUUCCGGUGAUGUUUGGUUUGGUUCUGGCAUCGUGCUGAAGGGCAAGGUGACCAUCACAGCAAAACCAGGUGUGAAGCUGGAAAUCCCAGAUGGCAAAGUGAUCGAGAACAAGGACAUCAACGGCGUUGAGGACCUUUGAAUGAGCACCAGAUCGUGCUGUCUUCACAGUGGCGGAUGAAUAUGACCAUUUCUAUAGAAU